This is a messenger RNA of Synchiropus splendidus (mandarinfish), 2968 nucleotides long. It is a transcript of the gene lclat1, whose product is annotated as lysocardiolipin acyltransferase 1. Lineage: Eukaryota; Metazoa; Chordata; Actinopteri; Syngnathiformes; Callionymidae. Gene Ontology annotation, molecular function: acyltransferase activity. The transcript is spliced from 6 exons. Gene Ontology annotation, cellular component: endomembrane system. The record is from RefSeq and is a predicted model, not a curated record. Bases 349 to 1569 code for a protein of 406 amino acids.
GACUCACUAUACUGUGGAUCUAUUUAUUUUGAAUUCUUUAUGACUCAGGGCAGUACUAUAAUGGCUGUAUGCUGCUGUCACUUCCAAAAUUCACUUCAAAUUUGGUUAUUAAAUUGCAGUUGUUGUGAGUCCACAGAUUUCCGGGAAUGGUAAUGUCACUGGUGAUUGGUUGUUGGUGGUCCGACAUGGGGUUGUUCCCACACACACUGGGAUGGGGCACCACUGUUGGAUAAAGACAUGAUCCACAGGUGUAAUGUUUCAUUCCGUUGGACGUUUCCCCUGAGUACAACUGAUAUCAUAUAAAUGCCAGAGGAUCCCCAUUGACAUGAGCAGAUAUGUUGGGGAUGAAUGAAGGUCGUGUUACCUGGUGCAGCGUUUUACAAGGAUUACUGGCUUACUCUACUUCACUCACAGAUGGCUGUGUCGGUGAGGGGUCUGUACUUUGUGGUGACCCUCUUCUUGGGCAGCUUCUUCGGCAGCAUCUUCAUGUUGGGUCCAGUCUUGCCCCUCAUGCUGCUGUCUCCCGCUUGGUACCGCUGGAUCACAGACCGCAUCGUAGCUACCUGGCUCACCCUUCCUGUGGCCCUGCUUGAGCUGGUGUUUGGAGUGAAGGUGGUAAUAACUGGAGAAGGUUUUGUUCCUGGUGAGCGCAGUGUCAUCAUCAUGAAUCACCGCACACGGCUGGACUGGAUGUUCCUGUGGUGCUGCCUUCUCAGGUACAGCUACCUCCGGCUGGAGAAGAUCUGCCUGAAGGCCGCCCUCAAAGCUGUGCCUGGUUUCGGCUGGGCAAUGCAGGUGGCCUGCUUCGUCUUCAUCCAGCGCCGAUGGGAGGCGGAUAAGGAGCACUUGGAAAACAUGCUGGACUACUUCUGUGAUAUCAGAGAACCGCUGCAGUUGCUCCUGUUCCCCGAAGGGACAGAUCUUACCGAAAACACAAGAACAAGAAGCGACGCGUUCGCAGCUCAGAACAACCUGCCGAAGUUCGAGUAUGUGCUCCACCCUCGCACAACUGGAUUCACCUUCAUCGUGGAGCGACUGCGGCAAGGCAACAACUUGGAUGCAGUUCAUGACAUCACAGUGGCGUACCCAAAGAACAUCCCUCAGACCGAGCGCCAUUUGGUGCUGGGGCUUUUCCCCCGGGAGAUUCACUUCCACGUCUCUCGCUUCCCCGUAGCAGCGCUGCCGGCGUCGCCCGCCGCUCUGGAGUCGUGGUGCCGAGAGCGCUGGGCAGAGAAGGAGGCUCGCCUGCGGGACUUCUACUCCAGCGAAGUGCGGGGCUUCGAAAAGGACGGGGUUGUGCGCGUGCCGCCGUGCAAGUCCGAGCUGCGGGUGGCUCUGAUCAAAGCCGCCUCGCUGCUCUACUGGACCAGCUUCAUCGCGUUUUGCUUCACCGGCCUCUGGCUCUGGUGGAGCUUCAGGGUGUAUUUCCUCUUCAUGGUGGCGGUGUUUAUGGUCCAGCAGAAGCUGGCAGGAGGGAUGGAGCUGCUGGAGCUGGCCUGUCACCGCCACUGGAAGUCUCUGUCUUCAGAGAGUGAGAAGAAUAAGCUGCUGGACGGGAAGGUGCAGUGAUAAAAGGCCUGCGCAGGAAAGACUGUCGCUUGUUUCAGCUCCGCCUUGCCUCUUAAAGGGAGCAGCAAGUGUCUGUUCUGACGCUUCAUGUGGCGUCGGUUGAGACCGGAGGGAAUGUAACAGAACCAUUGAGCUCACCUUUUGAUCCCGUGCUAAGUCAAGUUAGUUGCGCCAUACCUCAUGAGAAAGUUGUGGGGACAAGUGUUUGUUGCCAUUGUGUGUGUGCGUGUGUGAGAUUAUUCCGGAACAGAGCCAUAGUACAGAUCAGCUGUAUGUACGAUGCUGGUGAGCCAACAAUCAUUACAUUGUCUUCAGGACACCAGCACCUUCCAACUGAGGGUCCUCAACUGUCCAAACACCUUGUUUCUGUUGCCAAGCUCCAGGUCAUGAACACAACACUAUUAAAUUCUGUUCCUCAGUUUGGUCACGUGGGAGCCUUCACUCUACUUUACUGUACCUGCUGUUAGGGGGGUGAAAUGCUCUGAUCUCUAAAUGCAGAACGUGAGUCAGAGCUGAAACCAUCCAGUCCAAGAGCAGGAUGAGGCAGACCUUGCUCCAGUGUGCUCCUGACGUUCCGCUCAUUUUAACAAGGAAAAAGUGCGACCCGGGCGCAACAUCUGUCGGCUCGAUCUCUGAGGCCAACCCCCAAGUGUGCUCAUAUCUGAGUUGUAUUUUUCAAAUUCAAAACGGGUAAAUUUGUGAUCCUCUGUUGUGUUUGUUGUGUUUUUAAAUGUCUUUGUCUUUAGCGUUUUAAGCUGUUUGUUGUUAAAAACAAAUGUGUUCUGUUUAGCUAGUCGGAUAAGAACAGAAGCCAAAGUUGAGAAACGGAGCUGAUGUGUCGAGAUCCGGGAGAAUGUUCAUGAGGGGGGCGGGGCUUGUUGUCCUCGGCAACCGUGAGCUAACACGGUUGUAAUGAGCUUUGUGUCCUUUCCUGGAUGUCCAGUGAGGCCCGGCUGCCGCUGGAAGAAUGUCCUGUUGGGACAACAGCAGGCUGAAAGGAGCGCGGCCAGACUUGGAGUGGAAAAGUGACCCGAUCCAAAAAUGCCCACCUCGUCCCGUGCCCCUCCGCAGGACUGGCAUGGAUGCGCCUGCUAAACUCAAUUAGCGAAUGACAGCUGAGAAAGCCGGUCCGAUUGUGCCAAACAAGGGCAGCGGCUGGAUUGGCACCCGUGGUUUCCAACUUUAUUCUGGGAGCGGUGAGCAGUGGCAGGAGGAGGCAUCCUUCGAUCGCUGUGAUCUGACCGUCAGAUAUGUCUUCAGCAUGUGGUAGAAAAGGCUUCCUAGCUUCAUGUCAUGGUCGCUCUGCUCAUGCUGGACCUCUUAAGGUGCUCAGGUAAACACUGCACACUGUUACAAGCCUGGCUGUUGGAGAGGCAAAUAAACAUGACCCUUUUCACCA